UGAUAUCGAAUCCCUACCCAAAAUGGCAGUAUCGCUCAUCCUACAAUCCGGAACCGGAAGUUACCUCUAGCAAAAAACGUACACAGAAAAGAUGGCGGCGGUCGGCGAAGAGACGGCAAAAAAAACACACGUGGAGAAAAACAAAAAGCCUCCAGUCCGUUAUUGGCGACAGCAGAAAGAUGACGACAAAGGUGGAAAAAAGGCUGUCGACAAACCGCAGCAGAAUUGUAAAACCAUGUCCGCAACGAAGAGGAAGAAAGAAGAUCCCAAAGAAUGGAGGAAAAAAAAGAAAUCCGAAAAACGGGAUCCUUUCCCAGGACGCGCUCCUUUUCCGGAGGCCUCAAUGAAGAAGUUUGCACGGCAAGAGAAAUCAACAGAGAAGAUCGCUAGGAGUUUUUUUAAACUGAAAGCUGCGAUUGAUCACUCAGAUAAAACUUCACAACUGGCCCAAAAACAAGCAGCUCGGUUUGAUCUUCUUCUCCCAGAGGAAGCAGGGUUUUUAGAAGGUGACAAAGAUGAGGACACCUGUACAAUCUCACAGCAAGAUAUUGCAGAGGCUGUGGAUAUAACGUCUGGGGCCAAGUAUUUCAACCUGAACCUAUCCCAGUUUGGACCAUACAGACUAGAUUACAGCAAGACCGGACGUCACCUGCUUCUCGGUGGGAGGAGAGGCCAUGUCGCAUGUGUCGACUGGCAAUCCAAACAGCUAAUGUGUGAGAUAAACGUGAUGGAGUCUAUCAACGAUGUUAAAUGGCUUCACGCUGAGAACAUGUUUGCAGUGGCUCAGAAAAAGUGGCUGUACAUCUAUGACUCAAAUGGAAUAGAGCUUCACUGCAUCCGCAAAUUCAACGACGUCCUUCGUAUGCAGUUUCUGCCCUACCACUUCCUGCUUGCUACAGCUAGUGCCACAAGUUUCCUGCAAUACCUUGACGUGUCAGUGGGUAAAGAGGUGGCAUCCAUUGGCACCAAGACGGGCCGCCUUGAUGUGAUGUGCCAGAACCCCCACAAUGCCAUUAUCCACCUUGGCCACCCCAACGGCACAGUCACCCUAUGGUCGCCCAAUCAAAAAGAAGCCAUUGUCAAAAUGCUCUGUCACCAGGGAGGAGUGCGAUCUGUCGCCGUGGACAAGACAGGAACCUAUAUGGUUACAUCAGGCAUGGACAAAAAGCUAAAAGUAUUCGACAUCAGAAAAUUCCAACCAGUCAAAUCCUACUUCCUGCCUGCUGGAGCUUCUUCUUUGUCAAUUAGCCAGCGGGGGCUGUUAGCUGCAGCCACGGGCGACGUUGUCCAGGUAUACAGGGACGUGUGGAGCUCUGAGACGGUGACUAAACCCUACAUGGCUCACAGAGUACGGGCAGCAGCAUGGGGGAUGCACUUUUGUCCCUUUGAGGAUGUGCUGGGAGUCGGACAUGGACAAGGCUUCACAAGCAUGCUUGUACCAGGAGCGGGAGAGCCAAACUUUGACGGCCUAGAUUCCAAUCCAUACCGCAGUGCUAAACAGAGGCAGGAAUGGGAGGUCAAGGCCCUUCUAGAAAAGAUACAGCCUGAUCUAAUCAGUCUCGACCCCAGAGAUUUGGGGAAGGUUGACUUUGCCACCUUCCAGCAGCGGCACCAAGACCGAGUGGAAGCCCUGGGCUAUGAUCCUCUUGCUAAACAAAGAUUUGUCCCAAAGUACAAGAAAAAAGGUCGCAGCUCAACUGGCAAUGUGGAAAAGCGGAAGCAGCAGGUGGCUGACGGCGAUAAGAGGAUUCUGAUAGCCCAAAGUAUGGAAGACAAAAUGAAGAUGCAGAAGGAAAGAAAAGCAGAGGAAAAAAGGAAGUCAGAAUUAUUCAGCCAAAAAUCAGCUUUGGACAGAUUCAGGAAAUAGAAAAGGACGUACCCUGAUGCCAAAACUCUUCACAUCCUGUGCGAAGGACCUUUUCACAAAACAACCCCCUGUGUGAGAACCAAACAAGUCAUGCUGCCACAACAUAUAAAGAUAAUUAAUUAUGUAAGUGGUGUUCAUCUGUAAUCAAUGUUGAGUGCUAUGUUGGGGCAACUUUUGCCUAAAGCACUUCCUGUCCGCACAGGCAGCUGUCAACUAGCACAUGCUUUUAACCAUGACUGUUUUUAUAGGCAAACUGACUUUAUGGGUCAGAUAAGAUCAAAUCAACACAAUGUCAAAACUCUUGGAUACAGGGAAAAAAUAAAUAGGUUUGGCUUGCAAAGUUGUAGUCAGAUUGCUGCAAGGCAGUGUACAGACGUGUUUAACAAUGGCUAAUAAUUUAACAUCUAAUAGAGAGUUUGACAGUUAAAGUUAUACAGUAAAACCAAUUACUUGAAAUGACCAUUAUUUGUUAUGUCAGAUCAUUGCCUAUUAAACUCUGUUUAUGAACCCACAA
This is a messenger RNA of Nerophis ophidion (straightnose pipefish), 2381 nucleotides long. It is a transcript of the gene wdr46, whose product is annotated as WD repeat domain 46. The record is from RefSeq and is a predicted model, not a curated record. NCBI's taxonomy places the organism in Eukaryota, Metazoa, Chordata, Actinopteri, Syngnathiformes, Syngnathidae. Gene Ontology annotation, biological process: maturation of SSU-rRNA from tricistronic rRNA transcript (SSU-rRNA, 5.8S rRNA, LSU-rRNA). The coding region runs from base 92 to 1867 and encodes 591 amino acids. Gene Ontology annotation, molecular function: protein binding. The transcript has 14 exons. Gene Ontology annotation, cellular component: small-subunit processome; nucleolus; 90S preribosome.